AUGUCUUAUAAGUUAAGGACUAGAACACAAAAGAGACCGUAUGUCAACUCUAGCUGUGAUGAUGAUGGAUAUGAAAGCGAUUCUGAAAGGAGAAAGGAUCCUGAUUUUACCAGGACCGUUAGACCGCGAAGAAGGAAAACUGGUGCUUCUGUGAUGAUUGCUGAAAAUGCGGAACAAAGAAGGGUGGAUCACCCUCCUAAGAGAGCGAGGAAAUCAAGUCCUUCAGCCGGAGAACCAAGUACUUCUGGCAGCAAACCUGCAGAAUCUGUAGAGAGAACUAUAAUGUCAUGGUUGAUUGACCAAGGCGUAAUCAUCGAAAACGAGAGAAUUUAUUAUGUUGCUGAGAGAGAGGGGGAUUCGGAUGAUCGAAAACAAAGCAAAAAGGAGGUGCUAAAGAAUGGAAGAACAAGCAGAAAAGGUGUGUGGUGUGAAUGCUGCAAUGAAUUUAUGACAGUGUGGGAUUUUGAGACUCAUGCCGGAAGUUUCUUACAAAGGCCAUAUGAACAUAUCUAUGUUGCUCGAAGCAACAACUCCCUCCAGCAAUGUCAAGCUGAAGUUUGGCAGAGCAAUGUAGAAGUGGAGAGGCGCACCUUUAAUGAGAUUGUUCCUCGUAAUGGCUCCUCCGAUGAACAUGAUGAUGCUUGCCUGAUUUGUGGAGAUGGAGGGAACUUGAUCUGUUGCGAUAAAGCAUUCCCCAAGGAGAUUGGAUUUGCCCCUACUGUGUGUGCAAGCACUAUUCUCACCAGUUGUUUUACAAUUCUUGUAUUCACUAAUGAAGCUGUAUCUUUUGCUGUCAUAGAUCAUGGCCAGUGUUUGGUUAACAAGCAGGAGUUGGAUCUUAAUGCCAGUGCCGAAACGUUAGCAUGUGAUUCUCGCUGCAGAGAGGUUUACGAGAAGCUUCAGAGCCUCGUAGGUGUGAAACAUGAGUUAGAAGGGGGAUUCUGUUGGACUCUCCUCCAGCGGUUGGAGCCAGACAACUUGGACUUCGAGAAUCGCCAUUUAAUCACUGAAUGCAAUUCAAAAAUUGCAUUGGCUUGGGAGGUGCUGAACGAAUGUUUCGAUACAAUCAUUGAUAGGCAUACGCAGAUCAAUGUGGUUCAGAGUGUUGUUUAUAGUCAAGGAUCAAACUUCACCAGGAUAAAUUUUCGAGGGUUUUAUACUGCGAUCCUGGAGAAGAAUGAUGACAUAAUUUCAGCUGCAACUAUAAGGGUUCAUGGGACUGAGUUGGCUGAGAUGCCUUUCAUUGGAACUCGGGAAAUGUAUAGGCAAAAAGGGAUGUCGAGAAUGUUACUGGUUACUCUUGAAUCAAUUUUUUCCGUUCUUGGAGUUGAACAUCUGAUCAUCCCAUCAGUCCAAGAGCUUACCGAUAUGUGGAAGGGAAAAUGCGGGUUUUCAACCAUUGAAGAUGGCGUAUGCAAAAAGAUAAACAAUAGGAACACCCUUACGUUUCCGAGUACAGUUAGGCUGCAGAAGGCCCUCCACACCACCCCAGCUUGUAGUCCCUGUGCAGUCAUGGAUGUGGAUGAGGGUGCGGAUGCGGCUGCGGAUGGGGAUUUGGAUGUGGAGAGUACGGGUGCGGAUGUGGAGAGUACGGGUGCGGGUGUGGAAAUGGUCAGAGAUAGCUGUGCAAAACUAGCUGGAUUAGAUUUGAACCUGGAAUAUACUGAAUGUGAAGAUGAAGAUGUAGCAAGACCAGUGACAUAA
This is a messenger RNA of Dovyalis caffra, 1704 nucleotides long. The record is from the annotation of a GenBank genome assembly. Lineage: Eukaryota; Viridiplantae; Streptophyta; Magnoliopsida; Malpighiales; Salicaceae.